Molecule: messenger RNA, 4038 nt
Organism: Strigops habroptila (Kakapo)
Lineage: Eukaryota; Metazoa; Chordata; Aves; Psittaciformes; Psittacidae
Gene: HERC4
Product: HECT and RLD domain containing E3 ubiquitin protein ligase 4
Exons: 26
Coding region: 431-3601 (1056 amino acids)
Molecular function (GO): ubiquitin-protein transferase activity
Source: RefSeq, a predicted model, not a curated record
GGCUGACCGCGUUUGCGGUGUCCCGUGCGAAGGGGCCGCGGGAGAGGGCGUGUGGCCCCGCCCUCGGGUGGCCGGGCGCAGCGAGGUUACACAGCCCGCUCCAGCCUGCGGGAAACAUCCAGACUCUUCCUGUGGCACCGUUACCCGCCCUGCCUCUGCUAAUAGAAAAGGGGUUGGGUGGUUUCCCUCGCGUUCCGUAUUUGGUGUCGGCACUGGGCUGCUUUUGACGUCACGCGUGGUAGUAUCUAGCAGCUGACAACGUUGAAGCUUGCAUUGCAGUCACUGCUACAAAUGUGUGAAAUUUGCUGUUACAUAGCUAUGUCUUAACUGAAGACUUCAUCGUUUUGAUGUCCCCUUCUGAAUGUGCUACACAGAAGGGAUAUUCUAGAAAAGUCAAGUUGGAAGAUCACUGAUCAAAAGAAGCAUAAACAUGUUGUGCUGGGGAAAUGCAUCUUUUGGACAGCUUGGAUUAGGUGGAAUUGAUGAAGAGAUUGUUUUAGAACCCAGAAAAAGUGACUUUUUCUUAAAUAAAAGGGUCAGAGAUGUAGGAUGUGGACUGAGACAUACUGUUUUUGUCCUGGAUGAUGGGACUGUUUAUACAUGUGGAUGCAAUGACCUAGGACAACUAGGGCAUGAAAAAGCCAGGAAAAGACCCGAGCAUGUUGGUGCACUGGAUGCCCAAAAUAUUGUAGCUGUGUCAUGUGGAGAAGCCCACACUCUUGCACUGAAUGACAAGGGUCAGGUAUAUGCUUGGGGUCUGGCUACUGACGGACAGCUUGGCUUGCCGGGAACAGAGGAAUGCAUCAGAGUGCCCAGAAAUAUUAAAAGCUUAUCAGAGAUCCAGAUUGUUCAAGUAGCUUGUGGCUAUUAUCAUUCGCUAGCACUCUCAAAAGGAAGUGAAGUUUUUUCCUGGGGACAAAAUAAAUACGGCCAGCUGGGCUUAGGUUACGAGUAUAAAAAACAAAACUCGCCACAAGUGAUUAAAUCUCUGCUGGGAAUCCCUUUUGCACAGAUUGCAGCAGGAGGAGCUCAUAGUUUUGUUCUAACUCUUUCUGGAGCUAUUUUUGGAUGGGGACGCAACAAAUUUGGGCAGCUGGGUCUUAAUGAUGAUAAUGACAGGUAUGUUCCUACACUGCUAAAGUCACUGAGAACUCAGAAGGUUGUUCAUAUAUGUUGUGGAGAAGAUCAUACUGCUGCCCUUACAAAGGAAGGUGGGGUUUUUACAUUUGGAGCUGGAGGCUAUGGUCAGUUGGGUCAUAACUCUACCAGCCAUGAGAUAAACCCAAGGAAAGUUUUUGAACUUAUGGGAAGUGUUGUCACGCAGAUCACUUGUGGCAGGCAGCACACCACUGCGUUUGUUCCUUCAUCUGGAAGAAUUUAUUCUUUUGGUCUUGGAGGUAAUGGGCAAUUAGGUACAGGAACAACCAGUAAUAGGAAAAGUCCCUUCACAGUAAAAGGAAACUGGCUUCCUUAUAGUACUCAAUGCCCGAUAACCACAGACAGUGAGGAGUGUUAUUGUGUAAAGAGAAUUUUCUCUGGUGGGGAUCAAAGUUUUGCACACUACUUUUAUCCACAGAACAUGGUGCCAUCAGAUGAUUUUAGGUAUCCUGACCUUUUGAAGCAGAUCUGGACUGUGAAUGAAACGUUUAUUCAAAGAUUGCUGACUUUCCCAUCUGGAAGACUUCCUGUAGAGAUAGCUAAUGAAAUUGAUGGAGCAUUCUCCUCAGCUGGGUGUCUGAAUGGGAGCUUUUUGGCUUUGAGCAAUGAUGAUCAUUACAAAACCAGCACUAAAUUCUCAGGGGUUGAUAUGAAUGCUGCUAGACUACUGUUUCACAAACUUAUACAGCCUGACCACACUCACAUAUCACAACAGGUGGCAGCUAGUUUGGAAAAGAACCUUAUUCCCAAAUUGACCAGCUCCUUACCAGAUGUUGAAGCUUUGAGGCUGUAUCUCACUCUACCAGAAUGCCCACUGAUGAGUGAUGCAAACAAUUUCACAACGUUAGCUAUUCCUUUUGGGACAGCUAUUCUGAACCUAGAAAAAGCUCCUCUGAAAGUUCUUGAAAAUUGGUGGUCUCUACUUGAACCUCCAUUGUUCCUCAAGAUAGUGGAACUCUACAAGGAUGUCGUGGUCCACCUUUUGAAAUUGUGCAAGAUGGGCAUUCCGGCUUCUGAAAGAAGAAUACUUACCAAUUUUCUACACACGGCUUUCAGAGUUCUGGAAAUACUGCACAGAGUAAAUGAAAGAGGACAAGUUAUACAGUAUGACAGAUUUUACAUUCAUGAGAUACAAGAUUUGAUAGAUAUCAGAAAUGACUAUGUCAACUGGGUCCAGCAGCAGGUAUUUGGAAUGGAUGUCAACCAUGGAUUGACUGAGUUAACGGAUAUUCCUGUUACAAUUUGCACGUACCCAUUUGUAUUUGAUGCCCAGGCAAAGACAACUCUCCUACAAACAGAUGCAGUCAUACAGAUGCAGAUGGCUGUUGAUCAGGCUCACAGACAGAAUUUGUCUUCUCUUUUUCUGCCAGUAUUUGAAUCUGUCAACCCAUGCCUGAUAUUAAUGGUUCGGAGAGACAAUAUUGUAGGAGAUGCUGUAGAAGUCCUAAGGAAAACAAAAAAUGUAGACUACAAGAAGCCACUCAAGGUUAUUUUUGUAGGGGAAGAAGCUGUUGAUGCUGGAGGUGUUCGCAAAGAAUUUUUUUUGCUCAUCAUGAGGGAGUUGCUUGAUCCCAAGUAUGGAAUGUUCAGGUAUUAUGAAGAGUCCAGGCUGAUCUGGUUCUCUGAUCAGACCUUUGAAGACAGUGACUUGUUUCAUUUGAUUGGUGUUGUCUGUGGGCUAGCAAUAUAUAAUUUUACUAUUAUAGACCUUCAUUUCCCUUUGGCUUUGUACAAAAAGCUUUUGAAUAAGAAACCAUCCCUGGAUGACUUAAAAGAAUUGAUGCCAGAUGUUGGCAGGGGAAUGCAACAGUUACUGGACUAUCCAGAGGAUGACAUAGAAGAAGCAUUUUGUCUUAAUUUUACUAUCACUGUGGAAAAUUUUGGUACAACAGAAAUUAAAGAGCUUGUUCCUAAUGGUGCUGAUGUUCCUGUAGUCAAACAAAAUAGGCAAGAUUUUGUAGAUGCGUAUGUGGAUUACAUCUUCAAUAAAUCUGUGGCUUCCUUGUUCAAUGCAUUCCAUGCGGGCUUCCACAAAGUAUGUGGAGGUAAAGUUCUUCAGCUCUUCCAGCCCAGCGAGUUGCAGGCAAUGGUGAUUGGGAACACAAAUUAUGAUUGGAAAGAGUUGGAGAAGAAUACAGAAUACAAAGGAGAAUACUGGGCAGACCAUCCUACAAUUAAAAUAUUCUGGGAGGUUUUUCAUGAGCUGUCUUUGGAGAAGAAAAAACAGUUUUUGUUGUUUCUGACAGGCAGUGAUCGUAUUCCAAUUCUUGGAAUGAAGUGUCUUAAACUAGUCAUCCAGCCAACAGGAGGUGGAGAAGAUUAUCUUCCGGUAGCUCACACUUGCUUUAAUCUUCUUGAUCUUCCAAAAUACACAGAUAAAGAAACCCUGAAGUCUAAAUUGAUCCAGGCUAUAGAUCACUAUGAAGGUUUCAGUUUAGUAUAACUUCAGCAAUGAGAGUUCCGUGUAACGUGGGAUCAUUAAACUAACUUUUUGUGUCUUUCUUGUGGUGGUAAGUUCAGUGGGUUAAAUGAUUGAGUUGAUAAUAUAACUGAUUAUCUGAGAAAAUGUUCAGUGGUACGGAUAUUCAUGGGAGCCAAAACACAUUGACAAAAAUGAGGAACUGUCUUAAUACAUACCUUCUUGUACAGAACCAUGUGGAUUUUGCCAUCUUACAAUAAAAACAAGAGUAUUGUGAAUGGGAGUCAAGUUUCACUAACAUGAAUUGACAUUUCUCCUUAUGCAAACAAUUUGGCGUGUGAGUGCAUGAGAGACUUGCUUAAGUUUUUCAAAUCACCUAGUAAGAACAUUUAACUUUUUCCCUGAUAAAUUCACUUGGUAACUUUUCAUUUUGUAAAUAAUAAAUUUUUGUGAUAAAAUAA